Messenger RNA from Paralichthys olivaceus (Japanese flounder), 2058 nucleotides. NCBI's taxonomy places the organism in Eukaryota, Metazoa, Chordata, Actinopteri, Pleuronectiformes, Paralichthyidae. The record is from RefSeq and is a predicted model, not a curated record.
AUGACUGAAGUCGAGAAAUCUAACAAGCCAAAGAGCAUCAUUUUGUGCAGCAGCACCACUCGCUACCUCAUCAAGGAGAGGAUUGGAGAAGGAGGCUUUUCCAGUGUUGUCAGGGCUGUGAAUUUGAGCACAUCAGAGGAAGUGGCCAUCAAGAGCUUAAAAGAUCAAAAGAAUGCUAAAAAAGAGUUUGCGAUGCUUAAAGUGCUGGAGGUUCUUGAUCCAGUGAAAAGCAACCUGGUUCACUUCAUUGAGAAGUUCCAAUACAAAGAUCAAACAUGUCUGGUAUUUGAAAAGCUGGAUAUGGACCUUCACAGCAUGACCAAAAUGCUGGGGAGGGGAAUGACACUCCAUGAAAUCCGGCCGAUAGCGUACCAGUUGCUCACAACUUUAAAAGCGCUGAAAAGCAUUGGAGUGGUUCACUCACACCUUAAACCAGACAACAUAAUGGUGGUCGACCCUCAUGCUACUCCCGUAAGAGUCAAACUAAUUGACUUUGGCCUGUCGUCCAACAUCCCGAGCAAACUCGGACAAUUUUGUCAGCCUCUGGGUUACCGUGCACCUGAAGUCAGCCUGGGCCUCCCCUUCUCUGAGGCCAUAGACAUGUGGGGUCUUGCCUGUUUGCUGGUAGUUGGAGGCUCCUUUGGCCUGCGAGAGUUUACACAACUCCGAUAUGAUUCCCAGAAGAUCAAGAGAAGGUUGGAUCCUUCACUGGAGGCUAAAGUCAACGUGCAGAAGCAGCCGGUGAUGCUGGAGGAGGAGUACAAGAGGAUAAAGGAGAAGAAUUUGGACGAGUGGAGGAACAUCCGUGGUCCUCGUCCCUGGGAGGACUCGAGGGACUAUCAGGAGCAGCAGCGAAACCAGCAGAACAAAAAAAACUGAGGCUCAGGGACGCCAGGCAGAGCAGACUGUUCACACAAAACACACGCUACAGCUGGACGGACCAGACAAGAAUGGACAGCGUCUGUGGCGAAGAUGCCGCAGAGACCCAAUUAUCCCGGAUGCCACAACUUCAGGGCACAGGCUCAACUUGUUUGUUCUUUGUUUGUGUUGGACUUCAAGCUUUUGACAUGUACAUUGUUGUGGUCUCCUCUGGUUGUUCUGGGCUACUUGUGGUUAAAUCUACACCACAUGAGCUUAAACCCUUGAAAUAAGUUCAAGGAGGCUUUAAAUUUACAGAAAUAUGCACUGAGUCGUGAAAUUUAAAGCUUUAAAACAUCAGCUUCUGGGUGAGUUGAAUGUUUCAGUGACUGUGAAUGUGGAGAAUGUUUCCUCUUUCACUCGUCACCUUGAACAUCUGUUUCUGCUCUGUGUAACUUCUCCUGUGAGACGUGUGGAGCUGACCGAUCGUCGCAGUUUUAAUUUCGCUGAACUGUGUAUCAGUUAAAAAGACUUGGAAGUCGUUAAAAAAACAGAGUUUAUCUCCAAUAUUCAGCAGGAAACUUUAAAAAUAUGAAGAAUUCUAAUGAGAGUUUCGUUGAUUUGUUUCAGCGGCGGCACUUCUGGGGCUGGGAAUCAUGGGUAAUAUCCAGCAUUGCUUUAAUACACAAAAGUCACCUGUUGAUUGGAGUCUGAUGAGGAGUUUGUAAUAAAAACAACCAGUAGGUGGCACAUCUGAGCCUGUCACACAGUUUAAAGGACUUUACAUCUGAAUGUCUAUAUACAGGUUUCUAUCUGUUUGAUUUCCUUCUCUCAAUAAAUUAUUGCUAUUGAUCCAAAAUUGUGACUUUAACUUUUGUGUUAUUUCUGUGAAAAGCUUGUUGAUGUGUUGAGUCUUUGUUGUGUGUCUCAUUGAUUCACCAGUUCAAAGUAUAAAAGAGUAAAUAGCAACAGUCCGACUUCCUCGGGUCUCCACGGUGAUGUGUUUUCUGACAGUUAUUACUUUGCAAAGCUACGGUUUUAUUACGUUAACAAUGGAAGUAUCACAUUACUAUUUCCUUCCUGCUUUUUCCCCCUUGAAACAAAAGGUUGUCGUUGUCGCUGCGAUGUCUUCAUCAGUAUGUAUAAGCUCUGUUUAUGUGAGUGACACAUAACGUAUGUACAGCUCCACCUCGCUCAGCU